Molecule: messenger RNA, 2361 nt
Organism: Dichomitus squalens LYAD-421 SS1
Lineage: Eukaryota; Fungi; Basidiomycota; Agaricomycetes; Polyporales; Polyporaceae
Product: P-loop containing nucleoside triphosphate hydrolase protein
Exons: 3
Coding region: 84-2063 (659 amino acids)
Biological process (GO): mitotic DNA replication checkpoint signaling
Cellular component (GO): nucleus
Molecular function (GO): DNA replication origin binding; ATP hydrolysis activity
Source: RefSeq, a predicted model, not a curated record
UUCCUCCCGGCUCCCCUCGUCGCCGGUCGAGACGGCGCUCUACAAUUGUCGACAGGUGCUUCUUACUCUAUACUACACCAGCGAUGAGUUUGCUACGAGGAAACACGGGGUCCGUCCUCGGUAAGCGGUCGCACCAGACCACCCAGGUAGAGCAGCCCGACUCGACUUUCUCCGAUCUCGACAAUGCAUUGGCCCUUCCAACCCCUGACCCCACUCCAAAUCCUAAACGCGCAAAAACCACUGGUAGCGUGCUCGACGGAGAUCAUAACAAGGAGAACAUCCCGCCUUUCGUACUUGAAGCGAUCAACGCGUCGGUCCCUUCCAGCCCACGCCGUACUCGUUCAUUGCGCCGUACCAGCACAGUGAUCGAGGGCGGAUCGUCUCUUUCAGGCACGCCUCGGCGUUAUGCGUCGACGUCUAACCUCCGGCAAGCGGUUGUCGCCACUCCGGCGACGUCACUCUCACACCUCUCGCUGUUCACCCCACCCUCGACCCCUCCCUCUCUGCUUCUUCCUUUACAUGUCCGCGCUCGGGCGCUACUCCGUCCUACGUGCAAUGAUGGACCGCAGAUGGCCGGUCGCGAACAAGAGCGGUCUGAGAUCGAGGCCUUCAUCCUCGGUUUCAUCGGCAAUCCUAGCUCCGCCAAGGACGUUUCUGCCUUGUAUAUCUCUGGAUCCCCUGGCACGGGAAAGACCGCGUUGGUCAACGCGACUCUUGCGGACCUCGCUGGCCAGCUUCAGGAUGUUCGGGUCCUAGCUGUCAACUGCAUGGCGCUCGAUGGCGUGGAUGCUGUGUGGCAGCAACUUGCCGAGCUGUUCGGUGCUGGGAACAAGACCCCCGGGCGCGUACGCAAAGCGAAAGACAGUCCGCAGCAGAUUGUGGAGAAGACGUUGUCGUCUAGCAAGCAGAAAUGUCUUGUCGUUUUGGACGAAAUGGACCACGUCGCCUCCUCAGCGCAGGCGCUGUCCCCUCUGUUCAAUCUUGCGCACACAUUCUCCGCAAGCCUAAGACUCAUUGGGAUCGCGAAUACGCACACCCUUACUGCCUCUUCGACCACCUUCUCCCUCCAGUCACUCGCCGGCGUACAGACGCUUCACUUUGCGCCAUACACGCCAGAGCAGUUGCUGAGCAUUCUUCAGUCAAGGCUUGCCCCUCUACUGGGAGAGAAGGAGACUAUGGAGCGUACCAAGAAGUUCUUGCCAACUGCUACGCUCACUCUGCUUGCAAAGAAGAUCGCCGCUCAGACUGGUGAUGUGCGCGCUGUGUUGGAGGUUCUCCGCGGUGCCAUCGACAUCGCAGCCAUCGCUUCUACGUCGGACUCCCUGGAUGGCCCUUCUCCUGCAGUCACGCCUUCCCACAUUCUCUCCGCGCUGAAGGCAUAUGCGCCCGCCGGAAAGACCACUCCGGCGUCUGCUCCGUCCGCCGCUGCCGGAAUCGUUCGCAAGGCUAGCGAUAGUGAAACUGUUAUGAAGGUCCGGGAACUUGGUCUUCAGCAGCGUCUCGUUUUAUUGGCGGCGUUUCUAGCCACGAAGUCCAUUGAAGCCGGCGUCUCAAUCUCCGCUUCCCCCGCUUCGUCUCCGUGUCGUUCUCCGGUAAAGCGCACUCAAUCGUCUUCGACCGCGUCGAGCCUGGAGAUGGGCCAGCUUCACGCGUUCUACACGACGAUUCUUGGACGAGCGGACAGCGGCGUUUUCAAGCCUGUCUCAAGGAGCGAGUUCGGGGAUCUUGCGGGCGUCCUCGAGGUCGUUGGUCUCUUGACGCUGUCGAGCAACAGCAGCAGCCUUCCGUCCACACCUCGCAAGCCGGGCAAGAAGGCGUUCAGCCGCUCAGCGUCCUUCGCUGGUAGCUCCUGCACACAAGAAGUCCGCUUUGUUGAUGGCGUUCGCCUCGACGAGGUCGCUCGUGGUCUCGGUCUCGGUCUUGACGAGGCCCCAGCAGACGCCCGCGAAGAGGAAGUCCGUGCUCUAUACCAACGCGAGCAGGCUCGCAUCGCCCGAGAGGCGAAAGCGCGCGGACACGUCUCUUCGGAAGUCGUUGGUUUCGAGGAGACUAUGGAGGAUUAAGCCUUCGGCCGUCAGUCUCGACCGCCAUCAUCAACGUCGCAGUCAGGGGUCGCCAUGCUUGCCAUCGAAUCAAGACGGCUUCCCUCCCCACAUCUCACUUAUUUCCUCAAUAUUUUCUGUGCUCUGUCAUCACUCAUGCUUGCCAUACUAUCUGUCUCCUCACUUCUCCCGACCUUGUCAUCACACCAUCUCGUACCGUGCUCGCUACAGCUACGUGCUCUGUCCAGUUCGAUCCCACCAUGCCUACAUGUUCUUCUGCAUUGUUUUGUCAUCGCACAUCUAUCUCCCGUCUCAUUCC